GGGGAGGAAGAGGAGCUGGCAGCCACAAUGAAGGGACUGAGCAACCUGUUUCGUGUCAGAGAGGACACAACGCAUGGAGAUGCGGCAGCCAACCACAACAGUUGUGAGUGUGUGGGGACUAAUGCCAGUUCUAGCUUUCACUCAGCAGCCCAGUGUAUCCUGUAGGGAAAUGUGAAGCUGUAGAUGUGAGAUCAAGAGCUGGGGUUUGAUGCAUCCAUCUUCUGAGAGGCUGGCCUGCCUGGCACUCUGCUUUAAGUGCACUCCUGAAGUCGUCUGAAUGGGUUCACUGGGGUUAGCCACAUGCUUGGGCUCAGGCACGUGGAAAGUUCCACAACCGAGUCACGCUGCUGUGCUGGAGGGGGCACACAGCACUUGGAGGAAGUUCUGGUCUCGUUGCACACAGUGGUGUGACUCACUCUGAUGGCAGACUUGAGAUUGCAAACUGGUCUGUUACAGAACAGUCCGCUACGGUGUGGGCUGCAGAGAGUGAAAACAGGUUAUUUGUGGAAACUGAACAGUAAUUAUUAAGCCCUACUGUGACCAUGUCCUGUGAUUUCAAUGUGACAAUCACUGAAAUCUGUUCUAGGCCACGCUUCCUCUUUCCAGUCUUGCAAAAAGGGUAGAUGAAGAUAAGCGAUGAAUGAAAUAUCACUGUUGGAUGCAGUAGGCAGUCUUCUCAUGACUUCUUUGAAAUUGAAAAAGGAUUGUUUUAUCAAAACGUCCUCGUGACUUUACCAGACCUCUGUGUUAGUCAUUUUGUUAAUAAUAACAAACAUAAAAAUGUCAGUAGGUUACCGAAUGACAAAAUGUUACCAUGCCAGUUAAGUAUAGCUAAUUUUUAGGAACAGUGGAAUGAAAACACUUCAAAUGUAUUUGUUGAUAUUUUUGUGUUAUUUUCUGUAGGAUUCCUCAGCCAAUUCAGAUUUCUGUUUUCUCCAUGUUCUUUUCGAGAUACUGACAGAUUCACAUAGUGGGUAUUACAAAAGAAAUUUAAGAAUAGGGGAAAACAUGGAAAGAUUUUGUGUUUAGACUCCUUAUAAACUUUCCUAUGAGUACUGAUACCACUGGUUCACUUUCUAACCUCAGUAGAUGUCCUUUGCUGUUCUACUACUCGUAAACGGAUCAAAGCCCCUUACAGUAAAAUAAGACUUGAAUGUGAAGAAAUUAAAAUUGAAAGUGUUUCAAAAUCUGACUUUCUGUAAGGGGGACUUCCUGUUUUCUGGUCAAUGAGGCAGUUCACAUUUCUGCAUCUUUUUACUUCCUUGUCCUUCAAAAAGAGGAGACAGACUGGGAUUUUCAGCGCACUAAACUGCAAUUGCAUUACAACUACACUGAAUUCUAGUAUGUAUUCUGUGCAGACAGGAGUGCCUAUGAGGGAAAUAAGCUGACAAAAUUAGUAUUUUUGGUUGGCUCAAAAGUAAAAGUGAAAAUAAAAUGUAACUGUUUUAAUGAAAACUCCAGGGCAUUCAGUCAAAAUUCUUGGAAGAAGCCAAGGAAAACGACCCCUCAGAAAAGACUGAAGGCUGCAAAAGGGUCACAGAUUGCUGCUAGUGCUUGAAAAUCAAGUGAGGGUAAUAAUGCAAGGACUGCUAAAUUCUGGAUGCUGCACCUUAAGAAGAAGGCUUUCAUAAAUCUGUGGUCUGACACCUCUCUGCUCCUGUAAUUUCAUGCAUAAAUCAUUUUGCAAAAGCAGUAUAAGACUGUGCGUAAAGUGAGCACAGUGGUACACCUCAAUUGCUGCAGUUCUUAAGUCCCAAAUUAAGAUGUAUUAAGAGAGAGGGGCUGUUAAGAAACAUCGUGUCCUGAGCAAACAAAAAGCCUCAUUUUAAAAAUGUGCAUCCAGUUCAUGACUUCCAAACAGGAGAGGAGAGAUCAGUCGCUGAUUCUUUGUCAGAGCUAAAACAAAACUCUUCUUACUGCUCCAGUGCUUUUUCUUGUUUCUUGAAGGCAGUAAACUGCUAGGAUUAUUCCUGAAUGCCCUGGAAUGCAACAGUGCUCAUCUUUGCAUCUACAUAUCUUACACCUUCAUCAAAGUGUUCACCAGCAACCAAUGGGAAUGAAUGUGGCCAAACCAACUGCAGCUAUCUGGUGCCCAAAGUUCUGUUUCCAUGCUUGCUUUGAACAAGAUAUCUUGCAACCAUUGGCUUACCGUGGUUGGAGUCAAGGCAAUGGAAAUACUUCCUUCUGGAUGUAGAGUAUAAAAGCUAUGAGUGAGGCAUUUAUUCUCAUCUAUUCCCUAAGGAUCUCCUGUUAGCCACUGUUAGAGGCAGAAUAUUGGAGCAAAGGGACCUUUGCCCUGACUGGGCGGGAUCGUUCUUUUGUAAUAACAUGCCACUAUGCAAUACGAAAGCUGGCUAUUUCUUUUAAUGCUUGAAAUCUAAUGCUAAGGUCUAUAGGAACAUUACUAUUUAACUAUUCUAGUUCAGUGGUGCAUUUUUAUUUGUGACUGCUUUCUCAUUUUGUAGAAGAAAAUCUGUCCUGUGACUACAAGAGAAUCUGGGAGGAUGCUUUUGUUGUAUGAGGUGCUUGCAUGACGUCAUAUCAUAGGAAAGCUGGAAAGGGUUUAAUUAAACCAUUCAGUUUAAUUUCUAGUUGUUUUGUACAAUACCGCUGUGGUUAUUCCACUGAGAAUUAUAAUUGUAGGUAAUGCGUAGGAUUCAAUUAAGUGAAUGCCGUACCGAUUUUCUGUGCUAUUUUCUGCAGUCAUACAGCCACAAGCUGUAUCUCAUUAGAUGUUAAUAAAUUUAGAUGAGAGACCCCCGAGGAACAAAUCACUGCUGUAGCUCCUAGUUCAGCAGAGAGUGCCGCUCUCGUUGUUGGUAUCAUUGGACAAGUGGCCUUCCAGCUUUCAGGCCAAAAUAUUCUAGGCAGAAGAUAUCCAAAUGAUAGCUUCUUGAGUGUGAUACGCUACUAAAUUAAGAGUAUCUUACUGCAUUUGAUACCCUCAUUUCUCCCAAGUACUGAAUUAAAAGUUAAGGCAAAAACGUGCUGGUGGAGAAGUAACUCUGACCUCUAAGUUAGCUUAACUGGUUGUCACUCUUUUUUUGGUCCUCUAACCACUGGUUCCCAGCUGAGGCACAUCAUUUUGUUAUUGCUAUACGUUUUUAUGUAUUUUGGUGGUACGCUUUGUUGUAAAAUAGUGAUUUUUUCCAAGGUCCUAAGUGCUGCAGUUCAUACUGUUCGCUGUUGGGCUUAUAAAAGGCCUCGAGACCCAUUUAGAUGGCAGGGAUCUCACAAACGAACCUCUUGUUCCUGUGAGCAGAGUGAAUAAUAAUAGUCUGUGAUGUGAAAAGCCCACUUCUGUUCGCACUCAAAAGUUGAGUAUCUCUCAACUUUUAAGUCAACAAAGAGAAACAUCAGCCAGGUGUCCCUAGAGGGAAGAAGUGCAGUCCUGAAAUGCUUCUGUGGCGAGAAAAAAAAGCGAUUCACGGAAGGUGUGAAAUCAGAACAAGUACCAGAAGGUACGAACGGUAUCUGUCCCUUAAAUUUGGUACGGCUAUUCUUUUUGUAACACAUAUGUAUAUUUUUUUGCAUGUGCCAUGCCUUUCCACAGUAUUGCCAGAUGAGAGAGAAUUCCAACAUGCGGCUAAGAUGAACAAUUUGGAAACCAUGGAAAAGCUGUUCAAGAAGAAUCUUAAUAUAAACGCUGUGGACACUUUGAAGCGCACUGCGCUGCAUUUUGCUGUUGCAAGAAGUCAUACGUCUGCAGUGGAUUUUCUGCUCCAUCACAAAGCUAGAGUUGAUAUGGCAGAUCAGCAUGGCCUGACAGUGAUCCAUCUUGCAGCUUGGACUGGAAAUCUAGAUAUAAUGAGGAAAUUAGUUAAAGCUGGCGCUGAUCAAAGGGCUAAGAAUGAGGAAGGAAUGAAUGCACUGCACUUUGCAGCACAGAACAACAGUGUUAAAAUAAUUGAUUAUUUUCUCCAAGACCUUCACCUGACUGACUUGAACAAGCCUGAUGGGAAAGGCAGAAAGCCAUUUCUUCUGGCAGCAGAAAGAGGCCACGCUGACAUGAUAAAUAAUCUGAUAGCUCUAAAUCUGUUUACGACUGAAAAAGAUAAGGAGGGAAACACAGCCCUACAUCUGGCAGCUAAAAAUGGCCACAGUGAAGCCGUAAAGAUUCUGCUCAAAUACUGGGAUGAAAUAAAUGACCUCAAUGAGAAUGGAGAAACUCCAUUUUACUUGUCUGUCGAAGAGGGUAAUGAAAAAUGUGCCGAACUCCUCCUGGAAGCAGGGAGUAACAUCGAUGUUUUAACUCACAACAACAGCAAUGCAUUGCAAGCUGCCAUUCAGAACGGACAUCAAUCCUUGGUCACUUUUCUUAUUGAUAAGAACAUUGAUCUGGUCCCUAAACCCGAGCAGAAGAAUUCCCCUCUCCAUUUAGCAGUGGUCAGUAACCAUCUGCCGAUAGUGAAAAAGCUUUUGGAAGCGAAUCAUGAUAUAAACUUCUUAAAUCACAGGCAGGAAACUCCCCUACAUCUGGCUGCUGAUCUUGGCAAUGUGGAGAUGGUGGAAGUGCUGCUGAAGGCAGGUUGUGACCUCAAGAUCACAGACAGGCAUGGAAAAACUGCACUUGCCGUGGCUUCAAGGAGCAAUUACGCCCUCAUUGUAGAUAUGAUCAUUAAAGCAGAAAGGCAUUAUGCCAUGGAACAGGCACAUCUAGGUCAUAGUGAUGGUUGGUCAGACUCUGAUUUGUCCUUCAAACAAGAUCAUAGUGCACAGACCAAGCAACUCCGUUCCUCCCUGUGGAAUCUGGCGUACAAUCAUUUAAAACCCCAGGAAUGGAAAAUACUGGCCCUGUUCUGGAAGUUCACAGAUGAGCAGAUUAAAGCUAUUGAGGAACAAUGGACAGGGAAAAAGAGUUAUAAGGAACACGGCCACAGAAUGCUGCUGAUCUGGUUACAUGGUACUUUGCUGGCCCGUCAGAAUCCUGUCAAGCAUAUAUUCGAAGACUUGGUGAAAGCAGGAUUUCAGCAUUUAGCUGAAAAGAUCAGAACUGAAAGUAGCACUGACACAGAGUCCAGAAAAUGCAAAAUUUCAUGAUUUCAUUGAUAAAACAUGGCAUAUGUGAUGGAAUUACAUGCCAGAUGGAGAGACUUUCAUAUACCAACAUUUUCUCUGGAAAUGAAAAUGUAUUUUCAAGCUGCAUGGCUUUAUCCAAUCUAGAAGAACUUGCUCUCUUGAAAUACUGGUUAUUCUUUGCUAUACAGUGAUCUAAAGUGAACAGCUAGAUGGUACUUGAGGACUAUACUGUCAAGAAAGAACCACCCUACAAUUUCUGCAUCUACCUUAACAUUGUUAUAAUAAUUCCUUAUCAGAACUCCCCACUACAGCUACUUUGUGUUUGACCUAAAAUGUAAAUGAGACAUUUUCUUGCUGAAAUAAAUUUAAUAAGUGAAAAUUGUGUGUACAAAUCAACACUUCCCAGAAUAGGUUGGCACCUCACCUCAUUUGGAGUUCAGGUUUUUAUAAUCUUGCGAGGAUUACAGUUCUUCUACAUGGGGAGACUUUUUCUUGUUUAGUUAGUGCUUAGACAAAUGUUUCCUCUUCAGCAUUUGAUUCAUAUAGUAAAAAUAUACAAAAAUAGCAUCUAAAGCCAUCUGUAACUAGCUACAGAAUUUUGUCAUGGCAUAACCUUGUUCAUACACUCAAAAAAGAAUAUUUGAUAUUUUAAUACGUAACAUAUAUACUUUUUAACAUUUAAACCUA
This is a messenger RNA of Gallus gallus (chicken), 5706 nucleotides long. It is a transcript of the gene ANKDD1B, whose product is annotated as ankyrin repeat and death domain containing 1B. NCBI's taxonomy places the organism in Eukaryota, Metazoa, Chordata, Aves, Galliformes, Phasianidae. Gene Ontology annotation, biological process: signal transduction. The transcript is spliced from 14 exons. The record is from RefSeq and is a predicted model, not a curated record. Bases 3397 to 5040 code for a protein of 547 amino acids. Gene Ontology annotation, molecular function: protein binding.